Dentiscutata erythropus is the source of this 149-nucleotide messenger RNA. NCBI's taxonomy places the organism in Eukaryota, Fungi, Glomeromycota, Glomeromycetes, Diversisporales, Gigasporaceae. The record is from the annotation of a GenBank genome assembly.
AUGAAGAUCUGCAAAGUGAUGACCUGCAAAGUGACAACCUACAAGGUGACGACCUGCAAGGUGACGAUCUACAAGGUGACAACCUACAAGGUGACGACCUGCAAAGUGAUGACCUUCGAGAGGAUAAACAACAACUUGAUGAAAAUUAA